GAUUUCAUUUUGACCCUCUUUUGCCAUGUUUCGCUUUCACCUUCUAUUUCUGCUCCCUUUCAUGCCCACUUCCCCGUAGUUGAUGUUCUUACCCGCCAUCACGCAGAGCUCAGGAAAAACUGUCACAGCGUAGCGAAGGCGCGUGGAGUAGACAAAGAUGGACGAUUAUACGAGAGAAAUGAUGGACUUGAAGACUCUCGUCACUCGGACUCUCGAGAAGAAGGGUGUCCUCGCCAAGAUCCGUGCUGAACUUAGAGCCAGUGUAUUCGAGGCAAUUGAAGAAGAGGAUCGUGUUAUUGACAAAGAUGAAGGCUUGCCACCUGCAUUACUUGGUAGUUGCAAUGAUCGAGCAAAGCAGCUUCACGCUUCACCUUCAGGGGGUCUGCUUACUGCUCUAAUUUGUGAAUAUUUGGAUUGGGCUCAGCUAAACCACACUCUAAAAGUUUAUCUCCCGGAGUGCAAUAUGCAAAAAGAUUCUUGGAAAGCUGAGUUGAAGGAAUUUAGUAUUAAAAACGGAUAUGAUCUUAACAGAAAUGGAGAUAGUGGACCGUUGCUCUUGGAUGUUCUUGAGGGAUUCUUGAAGUUUGAGAAUUUAUCUCAAACACGGGGUCCUGGAAGGAGAAUAACCACAUCAGAAUCUGAUUCAAUGUCCAGUCACGAGUCUCGAAACAGUAGGAGACCUUCUUCAUCUGUUGUUGGGGGAUUACCUCCGAUAGGAAGGUCUGGUGCUGGUUCUCAGGCAUCUGAUAGUAGGAGGGUAGGAUCUUCAUUGUCUGGUUAUCGAAAAGAUGAACACAGUUGGCGAUACGAUGGGAAUGACCUUCCCGAGGAUGUUAUGAGAACCUCAGCCGCAUUGGAAAACCUGCAACUGGAUCGAAAAGCUAGAAAUCUAACCUCGUCUUGGCGACAUGGGGGAGACGGUAUCGGUUAGGAUGAUAGCAGAGGUGAACAUAUGUAACAUCGAAAUCGUUGUAGUGUAUUUCUUAACCUGUCCACAUUAAUCCAUGGUAGUGUUGACGUUGAAGAUUAUGUACUUUGCUUUUGUUUGAGCAUUUGUUUCUCUUCUCAAUUCUUCUUUCAAACUCUCAAGCCCUGCUGUAGUUUUCGAUGUAUUCGAGUGAUAUGAGAAUGAAAAAAGAGGCAUUCGAUCUUUGCGAGAUCA
Molecule: messenger RNA, 1162 nt
Organism: Cucurbita maxima (winter squash)
Lineage: Eukaryota; Viridiplantae; Streptophyta; Magnoliopsida; Cucurbitales; Cucurbitaceae
Product: protein TONNEAU 1b-like
Exons: 8
Coding region: 158-931 (257 amino acids)
Molecular function (GO): protein binding
Source: RefSeq, a predicted model, not a curated record